GAUGUGUGUGAUGAAGGACCAGCAUUAUCUCCAUUAUAUAUAUCCUCAGCAGUUUCUAGAUUCUCCCGAGUUUGAAUCUAGCAAAGCUGGGAAAGACGACAAGUUUAAGGUUUCUGUUGUUGCGGUAGCUCCAACUCGGUACAUUGUGUGGCGGAGACAGGAGUUAGACCUGCUAUUUGUGAAGGAGUCUCACUUGUGCACCGUUUUCUCAUUACUUCUUGCUAGAGAUAUAGCUUACAAGUUGUACGCAAUGAACGAAAGGCUCGUCACUCAGGAAGGAUCUAAAGUGGAUAUUCGAUUUCCUACCUUCAGCAGUCCAAUUACCUCUCGCACCGUUUCUCCAGCUUGUAACUCGCUGAGACGAAGUCCGAAUAAUCACAAAGGUCUCUUUAAUUGUCCUAAGACGCCAAACAGAAAGGUUAACACAAAAUAUGCUUCUCGCCAAGAUAAGAGAACUCAUGGACCAAUGAUGACUGUGACGUAAAUUGACCAGUCUCUUUCUUAUAGUCUAUAAAUGUUACUGCACCUAACGCCACACUCUAUGCAACUAGGAUGUACAUCGAAGU
Limulus polyphemus (Atlantic horseshoe crab) is the source of this 566-nucleotide messenger RNA. RefSeq names its product popeye domain-containing protein 3-like. The record is from RefSeq and is a predicted model, not a curated record. Gene Ontology annotation, cellular component: sarcolemma. Gene Ontology annotation, molecular function: cAMP binding. Lineage: Eukaryota; Metazoa; Arthropoda; Merostomata; Xiphosura; Limulidae. The transcript is spliced from 4 exons. The annotation marks the transcript as partial.